Molecule: messenger RNA, 4152 nt
Organism: Pristis pectinata (smalltooth sawfish)
Lineage: Eukaryota; Metazoa; Chordata; Chondrichthyes; Rhinopristiformes; Pristidae
Gene: spry2
Product: sprouty RTK signaling antagonist 2
Exons: 2
Coding region: 1261-2226 (321 amino acids)
Biological process (GO): negative regulation of fibroblast growth factor receptor signaling pathway; multicellular organism development; animal organ development
Cellular component (GO): membrane; cytosol
Source: RefSeq, a predicted model, not a curated record
GUCUCUCAACUUGAAGAAGAAUUUAAUUUUGAUCAACUGUCACAAAGUUUGUUCAGUUUGUGGCUGUGCUGAGCUUUGGUGUUUGCUGGUAAUAACACGAAGUUGCAUACACAUCAAAGGGUUAAUUGCAAGGAUAUUGAAAAACAAUUUAUGGCUGGCCACUGGAAAAUUCUUCUAUGUUUAUAUUAAAAAUUUAAAUUUGGCUUGUAUUCUAAAGCGGGUUCUUUAUAUUCAGAUAACACAGAGUCGCAGUUAAGUUGGUGUUUUGAAGUAUAGAAAACCACUGUGGCAGGUUAAAAAACAGCAGCCUAAUCUGUACAUUGCAAUGUUAAAAAGGUUUGUUCUGUACAGCGUGUUGAAGCAGUGCGGGACUCUCUUUCCUGGCACAUAGUGAAUAUUCUCUCCCUCUCCUCCUCCUCCCCCCACCCUGUUUCUCUCACUCACUGACUCUAAUGAAUUUGAGGCCAGAACCAAUCAGCAGAGACCGGAUGCAAUAUAUCCUCUGGGACAACAAAUGCUCUAUUCGAUCCCAUGCAGAUGACGCCAUUUACCCAUCAGCUACUACUGGAAAACUUAAUAGCAACUUGAGCAAAUCUGCUUCUUUAAAGCACUUUGCAAACUUCACAUCUGUCGGAAGGUUCGUGGCGGCGGAGGGGCAGCGGCAUUGCAAGCAUUUGCAAGGGAAGGGCCACUUGUGAAUGAGACCAAGCGCCCGAUUUCCUUCUGCAAAGUUCCUACAUUGACAAUUUUUUUCUCCAUAGCUGCGUGUGUGCGCGCGUCCGCCCUCGUGUCUGCUUCUUGCUGGCUUCAUUCAGAAAAAAGAGGAAAGGAUUUUUCAACCUUCACUCCUACCUGUCUUCCCCCCCCCCCACCCUCACCCCCCACCCCAGCCCACUCCCAGAAAAAAAUCUAGCCCCAAACGACUGGCCAUCGAUCGGCUGCUGUUGUAAUCGUCGAUCGCACAGAGUCCCGUAGCCUUGUACUCUCUACCCCACCUCCCUCCCCAGCCCACAACCACCUUCACUCCCCCCCUCCCCUCGACCCUCAAACCCCCCUUCCCUCCUUCUCGUCUCCGCUGGAUACUUUAAUAGAUAGCCCCGGCUGAUCUCCGCCAGAAUUUGGAUGCGCAACCUUUUUUUGGUGGAGCUAUCGGCUCUGAGUUGUACACAUAAACCGAGAGAGGGGAGAGACAGCUACGUUGCGGCCACGGACUUCAGAUGUGUUCUAAGCCUGCAGGAGUGAUCACUCUUCAUUGUACAGAUGGAUACGCGAACUCAAAAUGGCAGUGGUUCCCCAGCCCUGCUACAGUUACUGCGUGACAGCGGAAGGCAACACAUGGAACCUGACCCCAGGGGUGUACAGCCACAGCAGGUUCAGGUGUUGUCGCUUGAUCAGAUCCGAAUUAUAAGAGCCACUAAUGAGUACACGGAGGGACCAACUGUUGCCCCGAGGCCUGGGAGCAAGUCUGUGUACCGACCAUCUUCACAACAUAAAAAUGAAAGGAUGUCUGGAUUAAAUAGCGACCAAGACCAUCAACGGCUUAACACCCGUGGUCAACACCAUCAUAUGCAUUCUUCAUUGAGGGCACCUUUAAUUCGGUCAACUAGCACUGUGAGUACAGGUUCUCGGAGUAGCACAAGGACAAGUACAAGUAGUACAUCUUCUGACCAGAGGCUUCUGGGACCUUCCUCAUCACCAACUGGCCAUGUCUCUGAUCGGAUAAUCAGGGUGCAACCCAAACCGGAAUUUAAAGCUGAUGAACUGAAACCUCUGGGGAAAGAAGAGUUGGGCAAGCACAUCUACCGAUGUGAAGACUGUGGGAAAUGUAAGUGUGAGGAAUGCACUUAUCCAAGGACUCUACCUUCCUAUUGGUUCUGUGACAAGCGAUGCCUCUGCUCGGCACAGAAUGCGGUGGAGUAUGGGACCUGCGUCUGCUUUGUGAAGUGUGUCUUUUACCACUGCUCAAACUAUGACGAAGAGGACAGCUGUGCAGAUAAUCCGUGCUCCUGCAGUCAGUCGCAUUGCUGUGCCCGGUGGUCAGCCAUGGGCCUUAUGUCCCUCUUUAUGCCCUGCCUGUGGUGUUACCUGCCUGCCAAGGGCUGCCUUAAGUUGUGCCAGGGGUGCUACGAUAGGGUUAACCGUCCUGGGUGCCGUUGCAAAAAUUCAAACACAGUUUGUUGCAAGGUUCCCAGCUUACCUCCUCGGAACCUUGAGAAACCUUCCUAGCUGCAAAGGAGAGGGUACUAUUUCAGAGCUAGCCCUCUACACUUUCCUUCUGUAUCUUUUUGGUAGUUUGAGUGGAAGAAAUGCAUUUAUAUUACCAGCAUUGAGCACAAUGCUGGGUACCUUUUUAUCUGUAUGCCUUAAAAGGAGUAAACCACACAAUCUACAGCCAUUAAGAUGAUCCUUGUUUGUUAAAAGAAAAAGGUAUCUCCCAUUGUUCUUGAGCUUAUUUUCUAGUUGACCAGCUCAACAUGCCGUAUAUUUUUUUGUAUGUAGUAAUGGCACUACAAUAUUCUGGAACUUAACGGGACUUGUAUGGUUUGCAGUGACAGCACUGUUGACCCUGUUUACUCCAUCUUGCUUAACCAAUACAGACGAGGAUAAAAAAAAUCCAAUCAGUUAGAUCAAACAGGAUGAUGCACAGUAUCCAUUGUAUUUAGGGCAACAUAAGCUAAAGGUAAUGCAAUGACACUCCCUGGUCUUUCUGUAUUGUAUGUGAAUACUUCUUGCAGAAUAUGUAAAUUGGCAAAUUGCUCUUUUUUGCUGCCAGAGUUAAUUUGUUAUAUUUUUGUAUAUACAAUAAUAUUAAGACUGUGAAAAUUGUGCCAUAUAAAUGGCAGAUUUACAAAAUAUUAUACUAAUAUGUUGUACAUUCAGCCAAAUGUGAAUCAGUCGAUCAUUGUUUAGGCUAUAUUCCACCUUACAAAAUUCACCAUUAUGUCACUCUUGAUAUCAUUGACAUGUAUAUUGUACAGUUACCAUAAAUUUGGUCUUUAUUUUCUAAUUUUUCAACAUAUUGUUUAGUGUAAAGAAUAUUUAUUUGAAGUUUUAUUAUUUUAUAAAAUAUUUAUUUUAAAAGGCAUCUUACAAAUUCACCCUUUUAAAAAAAACGAUGAGAGCAUCAUAGUUACUGAAAAUGAGGGUGAUGCAAAUCAGAUGCAUAUGUUCACUAUAAAAUAGAAAAUAUAUUAACGUUUUGAAAUCAAACUGUGUACUAUUUUGUCUUUUCUGCUCUUUUUCCUCCUGUGGUGCCAGACUAAGCUUUUGCUUAAAUGCAUUGAAUCCACUUGGCAAUGAUGGGUCAGUGUUGCAACCUCUUGGUUUUCAAAUAUACUUUUGCGUUUCAUGACUAUUCGGGGGGCUUCUUGAAUGUUUCCUUGUAUAUGUUACUAUAUUAAGUAUGAGCCUCCCAUGUGUUUUUUUAUUAUAAGUACAACCUACGAUUUUAUAAAACACUUUCUCCUUCAUUCUGUACUGUGGUGGAGGAAGUUUUGUGGUAUACUUGGAGAAUGCUGCAGGUAAUACUGACAGCUAGGCAAACUAUAUAGAGGUUGGUUAAUGCAUAUUAAGAGCAAUAAAGUAGGAAACUUGAACUGGCAUUGUAAACCCCAACGAGGUGAAUUUUGCCUUUGCUAUCCUACCCCUCCCAUCUUCUCCCAAGCAGCUCUUUUAAUAUUUUCAUCUUUUUACCUGAUUCUUUAGUGCAUAGUUCCAAAGGCAGCAGUAGCCCUUGUAAUAUCUCUCUCAAAGUGACUAUUCGUAAUGAUCCAGGGACCAGUGAAUGUCAGUGAUCUCCCUUGAAUAAAGGGGUACAUUAGAAGUACUCACUGACUGAUGCACUUUAUAGCUGGGGUCACUGUACAAAAUAUUUAAAGUGGUAACACUAGCCACUUGUUAUGAUCUGUGGAUCAGAGACCCUGGAAUCUCAAUGCUGCUUUAAUGGAAUCAGGAAUCAGAAAUCAGACUCUGGUCUGUAUGUUGCAGUAAGGCAAUAGAUUAUGCAAUAAUGAGAGAAAUCUAUUACUUUUAUAUGGAGUUGUUGCUAUAUAUCUUUUAUAUGAAAUGUUUUAACACAAGUUUAGUUAAUGGUUGUUAAAUAUUUAUUAAAGCCACAUUUAUGUGAUCUAUUAUUAAAUGCCUCAAUUACAU